AUGUACCUCUUUGAUAUGCGCCUGCAGGGUGCCUCCAAGGCUCUGUCUCGCAAGCUUGUCGCGUGCCAUGGUCGCGUUGGGGAGCCGUGGUUGUGCAGGGGGGUUGUGGUGAAGAAGAAGAAGAAGAAGAAGAAGAAGAAGAAGAAGAAGAAGAAGAAGAAGAAGAAGUUAGGGCGCCGUGCUGAGGUGAAGCUGCAACGGACGUCAGCGAUUCGGGAGCCAGUAGCGUGCCGCCGAAACUGCAGCGAAGCUCCAUGGAAAAGUCGCACCGGCGCGUUCAGCCUCAAAGCUUGGCGCGUAGCCGAGCUGGACCGUGCCCAGUGCAAGGCCAUGGUGAAGGCGCUGAGGGACAACAAAGAAAAGAAGAAGAAGAAGAAGAAGAAGACGAAGAAGAAGAAGAAAAGUGCGUGCAGAGGUCCUGUUGCCUUGGCUCAGUGCGCCCAUGGUCUACCGGCCGGUGCUCUUUGCUCACAGAUUGCACGUGCCCAGGCUCGCCCCCAUCCCCGUUUUUCAACACCAGCCCUCUCCUUCAGCCUAAGCAUUACCAAGAGAAAGGAUAUGUCAGAUGAAGAACCAGACCUCGAGCUCCUAGAGCUUCUCCGCGCCCGCUUCGGCCUCAACAACAAAAAUGAGGGUCCACCAGACACAAAAGUCCUCUCCUCCGCCCAGUUCAUCUACGACAACAGCACCGACGUCGCCCUCGACAUGCGCUCCACCAAAGCUGCUGCAACCCUCAUCCACGCUGAAAUGCAAAAACGCGAAUAUAGCGCCGCAACCUGGUCGCAGCAGCCGCUGCACCCCCAAUCCAAAGACGAGGCCACGCUAAACUUCAUCUUCACCAUGGACCUGCUAAACUUCAGUUUCUGGAGCGAGAAGAGUGAAGAGGAGCGCUUCGCUAUUGUCUAUCAAGGGAAGCGCUGGACCGGCUACUUCAGCCUCGUUGCACUGCUGCAACGUGCGCUCGAACAGGAUAUCCCCAUCACAAGCCCCUCCUUCUGGAUCGACGAAGAAACCUGCACCGAGGAGGUUUUGCGCACCGUCUUCAGCUCCGGCACAGAAGGGGGCGAGGAAAUCCCUUUGUUCGCCGAACGUGUCAAGUGUCUGCGUGAAGCAGGGCGUGUUCUAGACGAAGAAUUCGAUGGCAGCGUCGCCACGCUCGUUGAAGAUGCCCAGGGCUCUGCAGCUCGCCUGGUCAACCUGCUGGCCGAGAAAUUCUCGUGUUUCCGCGACGAAGGCACCUUUGAGAAGAAGAGCGUUCGGUUUCUGAAAAGAGCGCAGAUCUUCGUGGCGGACGUGUGGGCUUGUUUUCAGGGCGAGGGUUAUGGCGAGUUCGAUGAUGUUGAUAACAUCACCAUGUUUGCCGAUUACCGUAUCCCCCAGAUUUUACAACAGCUCUCCAUAAUAUCGUAUUGUCCGCCGCUGGCAAAUGCGAUUGAGCGAUUCCAGCCGAUAGAGUCGGGACAUACGUGGGAGAUGCAGAUCCGUGGCUGCAGUAUCUGGGCUGUGGAGCUGCUCAGAAGAGAGAUUGUGAAGCUGAAUCCCGAAGCAAAGGUCAAUGCUGUUCUCAUUGAUUUCUUCCUAUACGACCUGGCGAAAGAAAGAGAGAAGGAGGCGUUGGAGGGCGGUGGCGAGGUGAUGCCGCAUCAUCGAACGAGGAGUAUUUGGUAUUGA
Plenodomus lingam JN3 is the source of this 1671-nucleotide messenger RNA. NCBI's taxonomy places the organism in Eukaryota, Fungi, Ascomycota, Dothideomycetes, Pleosporales, Leptosphaeriaceae. The record is from RefSeq and is a predicted model, not a curated record.